Molecule: messenger RNA, 1569 nt
Organism: Phalacrocorax carbo (great cormorant)
Lineage: Eukaryota; Metazoa; Chordata; Aves; Suliformes; Phalacrocoracidae
Source: RefSeq, a predicted model, not a curated record
GGUGCCGCUAUUGGUGGGCGGCGGUGCGGCGGCCGCAGCGCUCCCCCGGCGAGGCGGCGGCGAUGGCGGCGCGGGGCAACUGCCCGGGCUGCGGCUCCGCCGCGCUGGUGGAGGACGCGCACUACGCGCAGCAGCAGCUGGUCUGCGCCGCCUGCGGCUGCGUCCUCGCCGAGGGGCUCCUCACCACCACCUACACCGAGGAGGAGCACCUGCGAGAGGUGGCAUAUUCCCAGAGCACUGGCCAGAAAGAGCAGCUGAGCCGCUGCCUGCAGCGAGGGAUCAGGCGGGUCCAGGAUCUCUGUAAAGUCCUCCAGCUCCCAACGGUGUUUGAGGAAACAGCAGUCUCAUACUUCCAGAGAGCUCUGCAGCACCCCUCCUUCCACCUGGUCAGUCUGGAGAAGAAGGAGCUCCUGGGGGGCUGCUGUGUCUUUGUGACUUGUCGACAACGCAACUGGCCCCUGACGAUGGGGACGAUCUGCUCCCUCCUUUACGCGAAGCAGGAGCUGUUUGCCAGUGUCUACCUGAGCCUUCAGAAAGAGCUCGGGCUCUCUGUGCCGGCCCUGAGCCUGGUGGAUCUAGUGAAGACACACCUCAACAGUUUUCGGCUGUUCCAGCACGCGGCUGACAUCCCUGCCCCGUUUGUGGAGGACAAGGAGAAGAUGGUCGCCCGAACGAUGCAGAUUGUGGAGCUGGCCAGCGAGACGUGGCUGGUCACUGGCCGUCACCCUGUUCCCAUCGUCACAGCCGCGGCAUUCCUGUCGUGGCAGUCGCUGCAGCCUGCUGCCCGCCUCACCUGCACUUUCGCGCGGUUCUGCAAGCUGGCGGGUGUUGAUCUGCCGCCGCCGGCGCACCUGAGGCUGAAGGAGCUUCUCGAGAUCCUCCUGAGAAUGGCCUCCCAGCUCGCUUGGCUGAGGGUGUUUAACAUGGACAAGAAAACAGUGGUCAAGCACAUCGGGGACCUGCUGCAACACCGAAUUUUCCUGCUGAAAAGUGCCUUCUGCCUGGAGGACGGGGAGGAGCAGCAUGCCGCAGCCCCCGGCGAGGGCUCCCCCGGCUCUCCUCCAGCGGCAGGAGGGGCAGUGCAGGAGGAGGGCUGUCCCUCGGAAGGGAAACGCCAGCGUGAGGGCGGCCCGAGGCCCUUGCUGCCACCCUGCCUUAUCAAUCCGAGGAAGAGACUGCGGACGGCAGCCCCGAGCGCUUCAGACUCUGCCAUCACCGGCGAUGAGCCCAUCUCCGACAGUGAAAUCGAGCAGUACCUGCGGGGCCCAGAGGAGAUCCGGGCCUUCAGGAAGGCCAAGGCCUGGCCAUGAAGAUGGUCGUCUGUGCCAGAGUCCAGAGGAUGGUGGUGGCAGAGACGCCGGGGCAGCGGGGACUGAGGGACCAAAAGUGUGAAACCCGACGGUGACAGCGCCAUCGCACGCUGCAGGGAAGUCGCCCAAGGGAGCGGGGUUACGAGGAGGGAGUGGGCUAUGUCCUCUUGCAUGUUCUCGACCAAAGUGGGGCAUUUUAUGGAGUGCUUUAGGUCAUGUUACAUUUCUCUUAGCAAUCAAUAAAAGCACAGGUGCCAGA